UUGUGUGUGCGUGUGUGAGUGAGUGUAAGUGUGCUUGUAGUGUAACACUGGUGCGCUAUUGUUUGCGGCCAACCGUUGCAGCAACUGCAACUGCCGCCCGCUAUUUUGGGGCUGUAUAUUAGGCAACAACAUACAACAACCAAGAGCAACAGCCAGCCAACUACUUACAGCAACUAGCUACGUUUUUGGAUCGAGUCAUGCAAAUUUAAUGCAAACACUUUUAUCUUUUUGGCGUGUCUGUGUUAUUGCAAUAAAAAAUUGUUGUUGCCGCUGCUGUUAAUACAAAAAAAAAAAAAAAAAACGUUAAAGCACUUUAAAUUAACUACUCGUUGCAUUGAGCGCGCUUUUAAUCACGUCGAAAGCCACUUGAUUUUGCCAGAGGCAAAAAAGAAAAGUCUAUCAAAACAACAAACAAGUUGGGCAAUCAAGCAACAGGCGACUUAGGAACAUUUUGUCGUUAGCAACAUGUUGCCAAGGAUUACGUUCGCUGUGCUGAUCAUCUUUUGUGGAUAUUUACUGAUCACGGAUUGCCGUGAAACAGAACGUUCGAAGCGGACCAAACGCCCACGCGCCCCGGAGCCGGUUAACUUCGAGCCAGAGCCACAGCAGGAUCUGGAGAAUGAGGACAAUGGCAGCCAGGAAAAGGAUCUGCCCGAAAUACCCGACAAUUUUUUAAGUCCCUCCGUCCGUGAAUAUCUGGAGCUGGGCAAAUCCAUACCGGGUCGACCCGGCGUGGACUAUCCAAUACUCUCUGCUGUCCCCUACACGAACUUCUACUGCGAUGAGCAAUCCUAUCCCGGCUUCUUUGCGGACAUGGAAACUAGAUGCCAGGGCUGGCAUUAUUGUGACAUUGAUGGACGCCAGGCCUCGUUUCUAUGCCCCAAUGGCACUCAGUUCUCGCAGGCUGUCUUUGUCUGCGACUGGUGGUUCAAUGUGCGCUGCGAUCUCUCCCCACGGCUCUAUGCGAUCAAUGCGCGACUCUAUCAGCGUCCAAAGGUGAAUCCAACGCGACCGCAUCGCAUCAUCACCAAACAGCUGGUCGAAGAUAUAUUCACUUGAACUGGAAGUUAUUUUAAUGAACUAGUUUAUCGACGACUAUUAGUUAGUUGCUGGUUAGUUUAAGUCUGAGCUACAGGCAUAUAUCAUGAGAUGUACACAGAGAGCAAAUACAGCCGUAAAUUAAGCAUAUAUUCUUGAAUCAAGCAAAAAAUAUAUAUAUUAAAAGUGAACAGAGAGCAAAAUUUAUAAGCCAGAAAUGAGCUUUUAGGUUCAGCCCGAUUUUUUCAUAAUGAACAAAUUUGAAACAAUUUUUUUGACUUCUUACUUAUUUUUCUCA
Drosophila grimshawi is the source of this 1336-nucleotide messenger RNA. RefSeq lists its product as uncharacterized. The transcript is spliced from 4 exons. Gene Ontology annotation, molecular function: chitin binding. The record is from RefSeq and is a predicted model, not a curated record. Gene Ontology annotation, cellular component: extracellular region. The coding region runs from base 466 to 1059 and encodes 197 amino acids. NCBI's taxonomy places the organism in Eukaryota, Metazoa, Arthropoda, Insecta, Diptera, Drosophilidae.